Episyrphus balteatus (marmalade hoverfly) is the source of this 1785-nucleotide messenger RNA. RefSeq lists its product as uncharacterized. Gene Ontology annotation, molecular function: glutamate-gated receptor activity. NCBI's taxonomy places the organism in Eukaryota, Metazoa, Arthropoda, Insecta, Diptera, Syrphidae. Gene Ontology annotation, cellular component: membrane. The transcript has 5 exons. The record is from RefSeq and is a predicted model, not a curated record. Bases 1 to 1785 code for a protein of 594 amino acids.
AUGAACACAAAUGUUGUUCACAAGUUUGCCAGAAAACUUAUAGAUUUAAUGAUAUUUGGAAAAACCUGCACCAGGAGUAGUUCCUUAACAAUUUCAGCAGACGUCGAAACUGGUCAAUCGUGGUAUGUGUUCAACGACUUUGCGGAUCAAUUACUCAAGACUAUUGAACUUCUCAAGGUUCAACUUGACACCUUUGGACAUCAUCAUUCUCAACUUUGGGAUUAUUAUAAUAUAAUUUAUGUGGAUUCAGCAAGUUCAUUUCGGAGAAUUAAUCCUGGUGUAAAAACCAAACAUCAAGACUUUAGUGAGUUUUAUUUGGUAGUUUAUCAGCCUUUGACAUUGGAAAAUCAAUUCGAAGAAAUCGAAGCUAUUUUUGAAUAUUGCUGGAACUACUAUAUAGUUAAUGUGAGCGUAUUAUUAGAAGAUUCGAUAGGAAAAGUUCGAAUGUUUACAUAUUUUCCUUUUAACAAUAAAAAAUGCUUUUCAACUUCGGUCGUCGAAAUAACAGGCUUAAAGUUUAAAGACAUUUUUCCAUCCAAAAGUUUUAAUUUACAUCAAUGUGAACUUAUUGCAGCCCUUUGGUUUGGCCCGCCUUAUAUCAGCUGGAAAGGAGCUCCGACCGAAAUUAAUACAUUACUUGGUUUGGAAGGUCAAUUGCUUAUAGAAGUUGCAAGAAAUAUGAAUUUUACGCUUAAAGUUGUAAUACCUCAAAAUGACGAACGACGUGGAUUGAUUUUUAAAAACGGAACUGUCACAGGAGCUAUUAAAAUGCUGCAACAAAAAGAAGUUCAUUUAAGUCUUGGCUGCUUCAGAUAUACCCUAGAAAGAGCAACUGUACUGACUGCCUCUUACAGUUUCUAUCAGACACCUCAAGUCUUCUUUGUGAGAGCUCGAAGAGUGCCUUUUUCAGCAUUUGAGAUUAUGACUUACCCAUUUGAUAAUUACGUUUGGACUUUAAUGCUCAGCAUAAUAAUAACUGCUAUUUUACUAAGUGUUUAUCUAGGCAAAUAUCAACCCAAGAAACUAUGGUUUAUUUUUGGAUAUGGUGAAACGGCCAACAUCUUUAAUGUCAUCUCGGCCUGGAUGGGCCAUCCAGUCGUUCCGCUUCCGAAAAAAACUUUCGCCCGAUUCAUAUUGGCUCUUUGGAUAUUAACAGCUUUGGUAUUGAGAAAUGCCUAUCAAGGAUUGCUUUAUAAAAUAUUAAAUUCCAGUCUUUCCAAACUUCUACCGGACUUAGCAACGCAAUUAGCUGAACAGGAAUAUGUUGUAGUUGUCAGUACUUCUAGCAAUGACACACUCUCACAACUUCCAAUUGUUCGAAAUGGAAAUUUACGUCUACUGGUAAUGCAAAUUAACGAAUUGGAUACAUAUCCUAUUUUAGAAAAUUCUACAUCUAAAUUAGCAUCUUCUUUGCCAAGAGAUUUUGUAAGCUAUUAUGUUCGUCAAACAAAGAAAAAUGGAGUAUUUCGUAUUUUGAAAGAAUCAAUCUUUGCUCAUCAGAUUUGUGUGUAUUUUACAAAACAUUCGUUUCUAACAGUUCGAUUCGAUGAAGUGUUGAAAAGUUUUCGAAGUUUUGGUUUGAUUGACUAUUGGGCGUCAAAAAAUCUUGCAAAUGAAAUGAUUGCGAAUGAAAAGGAAAAAUCUAGAAAGGAAAAGUCAUUGACCAUGGAACAACUUGAUGGUGCAUUUGCUUUACUGUCGAUGUGUUUGCUUAUUGCAAUGGUGGUUUUUAUUGUUGAAAUUAUGUCCAAGAUCGUUAAGGCCAAAUCAGAACUUCAACAAUAA